AUGACAUUAAUUAACUCAAUCUCCAAAUUCGGUUCAAUCAAAUCAUCAGGAUCAAACCAAAUUUUCAAUUCAUCAUUGAAUGUUGGUGAAUUUGGUACAAAUGAAAUUUCAGUCCUCGCAAAUACAAGUGUUAAAGCAAACACCAAUACCACUCUUAGUGCACCUGGUCUUACCAAUAUUAAUGCUAAAACUACAACUGGUGCAAAUGUAAAAGUAUAA
Messenger RNA from Dictyostelium discoideum AX4, 219 nucleotides. RefSeq lists its product as hypothetical. The transcript has 2 exons. NCBI's taxonomy places the organism in Eukaryota, Evosea, Eumycetozoa, Dictyosteliales, Dictyosteliaceae. The record is from RefSeq and is a predicted model, not a curated record. Bases 1 to 219 code for a protein of 72 amino acids.